AUGCCCCAGACCUUCGUCUUAAAAUUAUUUCAUCUGCUCACUGGGAACGCCAAGGGGGCAGAUGAAUCUGCUCCCCGUUCCCUCCUGCAGCUUGUCAUGGCUUCCUCGCCAGAUCUCUCUUUACCACCAUCCAGAUCCUCCCUUCUCCCAUCUCUCCGCAACAUGGCUCCAAGGCUCCCUCGGGCAAAGCUUAAAAUGAUUCAAGAUAUGAUAUCGAGCAAAUCACUGACAACCUCAGAAAUGGCUAACGCCGCUGAAUGCAGUAAACGUUCAAUUAUUAACAUCAGCAAUAACCUUCGCUGGUUCGGAAACGUCAAAGCACCGCAAACGCGUGUCGGUCGCAGACGAACCUUUACUCCUUCGAUGUUAGAAGCCUUGUCUAAGAUCAAGACCAUUGGCUAA
Penicillium concentricum is the source of this 402-nucleotide messenger RNA. RefSeq lists its product as uncharacterized. The transcript has a single exon. The coding region runs from base 1 to 402 and encodes 133 amino acids. Lineage: Eukaryota; Fungi; Ascomycota; Eurotiomycetes; Eurotiales; Aspergillaceae. The record is from RefSeq and is a predicted model, not a curated record.